AUGCACAACAACAGCACUUGUCUCAACACACCAGACAUGCUCCAAAGCAUUGACUACAGGACAUUCUUCUCCUGCCGGUGCAUCUGGGUCAACGGGCCGGUCAUUGUCGGCGCGGGCCCAUCAGGGCUCGCAGUCGGGGCCGGGCUCAAGCAACAGGGCGUGCCGUUCAUCAUCCUCGAGAGGGCCAACUGCAUUGCCUCUUUGUGGCAGAACAGGACCUAUGAUAGGCUGAAGCUUCACCUUCCAAAGCAGUUUUGCCAACUCCCCAACUUCCCAUUCCCUGAGGACUUCCCUGAGUACCCCACCAAGAACCAGUUCAUCGCCUACCUUGAGGCCUAUGCCAGGCACUUUGAAAUCAGUCCGAACUUCAAUGAAACAGUGCAGUCCGCCAAGUAUGAUGAGACCUUUGGGCUCUGGCGGGUCAGGACAGUCCUGGCAGGAGAGCCUGGACCUGGCCAGAUCGAGGUUGAGUACAUCUGCCGGUGGCUCGUGGUGGCCUCUGGCGAGAAUGCAGAAAAGAUUGUCCCAGAGUUCGAGGGCCUAGAAUCUUUCGGGGGCGAUGUGACGCAUGCCUGUGACUACAAAUCCGGAGAGAAUUUCCGCGGAAAGCAAGUGCUGGUUGUCGGGUGCGGGAAUUCGGGAAUGGAGGUUUCUCUUGAUCUCUGCAAUCACAAUGCAAGGCCGUCCAUGGUGGUUCGCAGCUCGGUUCAUGUGUUGCCAAGGGAAGUGCUAGGGAAAUCAACCUUUGAACUGGCGGUCUUCAUGAUGAAGUGGUUGCCACUUUGGUUUAUCGACAAGAUCCUCAUAUUCCUUGCUUGGUUGAUUCUCGGAAAUGUAGAGAAAUAUGGUCUUAAAAGGCCAAAAAUAGGGCCUCUGCAGCUCAAGAAUGCUGCAGGGAAGACCCCUGUUCUGGACAUUGGUGCACUGAGCAAGAUCAGAUCCGGCGAGAUCAAGGUGGUUCCGGGGAUCAAGAAGUUCUUAAGCGGUCAGGUCGAGCUCCUUGACAGGGAAGUUCUCGACAUUGAUUCCGUCGUCCUUGCCACUGGAUACUGCAGCAAUGUUCCUUCUUGGCUCAAGGAGAAUGAAUUCUUUUCUGAGGAUGGAAUCCCGAAGAACCCAUUCCCAAACGGAUGGAAAGGCCGGGCCGGGCUCUAUGCGGUUGGGUUCACGAGGAGAGGCCUGUCCGGUGCGUCUCUGGAUGCAAUCAGCGUGGCACAUGACAUUGGGAGGUCAUGGAAAGAGGAAAUGAAGCAGAAGAAACGUUCGGUCACGGCUCGCCACAGAAGAUGCAUUUCGCACUUCUGAAACUAACAUUAAAAUGGCCCCGAAUACUCAAAGCGAAGGGUUUUAAUAUGGUUUUACCUUUUCAUUUGCCUUCGGAUCUGUGGAUUGGUAGAUAGGAAGUGUGCGAGUUUUGUGUAGUGUAUACAUAAGUGUCUGGAUCUGAUGAAGGACAAAGAGUCUACAUAGAAAGCAGCCCUCUCCAAUGAAAAAGGAAAGA
Syzygium oleosum is the source of this 1501-nucleotide messenger RNA. RefSeq names its product probable indole-3-pyruvate monooxygenase YUCCA7. The record is from RefSeq and is a predicted model, not a curated record. The transcript is spliced from 3 exons. Bases 1 to 1305 code for a protein of 434 amino acids. Lineage: Eukaryota; Viridiplantae; Streptophyta; Magnoliopsida; Myrtales; Myrtaceae. Gene Ontology annotation, molecular function: flavin adenine dinucleotide binding; N,N-dimethylaniline monooxygenase activity; NADP binding.